AAAAAUCCUAAAGAAAGGAUUUUUAUGAAAAGAUGUCUGUGACAGCCUUUUCUGCUGAGACACCUCCCAGAUUUAUUCUUGAUCACAUACCUGGCUUAAAGCAUCCUGGAAUGAGACACUCAAGUUGGGUACAAUGUCAAUGUGAAAACUGUGGCCAGCUCUGGCACUGUAGCUCAGCAAGCAUGUAACAAAAUUUGUCGAGAUAAAGGGAAAGCAUGCUUGCUCAGGCAGCAAGCAUGUAACAAAAUUUGUCAAGAUAAAGGGAAAAGUCCCAACACUAAUCGAGGGCAGGUACCAAUUCUAACACUUUGUUGUGGAGUUGAGUGGAUGAUCCCUGAUAUUCACAAGCUAUUAGAAGUUGAGUGGGAGGUACUAAAUCAAAAACAGAGACCAUAUUUUGAAUGCAGGCAACUACUCUAUAUGACGGGGAGAUAAUAAGACCCUAUUCUGAGAGGGAACUUAAUAAGGGCUGACUAUGUAAGGAACUAUAGAGAAUCACAAAAUGAGAAAAGCAGGUUACAUAGGUAAUUUUGGGAUAAGGAGACCAGAAGGCAAGACCAAAUUAACCACUAUACUUGCCACCACUCAUGUCCACAUGCUGUGGGCAGCAACAUCACCAGGCAUGGCAGGUGGGGGUACACAUUAUACUGGGCUUCUGUUACUUCUUAUUAAUCAUGUCACCUUUGGGAAUCCAGAUGAUCCCUGCCACAAAUGCUAUAGACCACCAUACUAUGGGAAAACCCAAGGUUCUUACUUUAGCUUUCAUACCUUCAUUAGCCACCACUGCUGUAACUCCUCUCAGGUAGACACCUGCAUACAAAAUGACUGAAUGUAUAAAGUUACCAAAACUGUAGGGUCAAAACAGAGGUGCCCACGAGGAGAUAAAUGGGUUUGUUUCCCCACGAGUCAAACCCGAGAAUAGAAAAAGGAACAAGAUUUGAUACAAGACUUAAUAUGGGAACAAAUAAGGAUAAACAAAACAAAGAAAACAGACACAGCAACCCGCCACUCUGAAGCCAACUCCACGUGGAGGUUUAUAUGCAAAAUUCAGAGAACAACUGGAAAAUGAAAUAGAAAUACCAAAGUUAGGGGAAAAUUUCUUUUUACAUCUCGGAGAAAGGAUCAACAGGGAGCUAAAUGUUACCAGCUGCUGGGGUUGUGGAGGAGCUUUAAUAUCAAAGAAUGGCCAUGGAAGGGUAGUAGCCUAGGCCCAUUGAACUUCUCAAAUGGAACAGAUCCAAAAUAAAAGGAGAAAAUCAGACAGAGGGGUGGAUAUUAAGUUCAGACAUAAUUGGAGAGGAGUGCCUCUUGCCUAUGGGAAGAGAAUUUUCAGACAAGGACAGACCUCUUAUAAAAGUGUUAAAGUAUAUAAUGGAACUUUCACAUGGUGGAUCCCUGGACCAAUAUCCCAAUAUUGGACCCAGGAAAGGAAAAAGAAUUGUAAAUAUGAAAAAGAAAUUAAACUUUUCCGGUGCAAUGACUCUGGGAAAAAUCCCUAUUAUGGGACUCCUGAAAUAUCUGAAUUUUGGGAAAAUAUUAAUUACCAAGGAGCAAAUAAAGGAAAGCACCAGAUGGCUUAUUUUGGAUAUGUGGAAAAAGGGUUUAUUCAGAACUUCCUCUCCUAUGGAAAGGAAGUUGCACUCUGGGAAUUAUACAACCAGGAUUUUUCCUGUUGCCAAGCCAAGAUGGAGAUGAUCUGGGAAUACUGAUACCCUAAAAAGAAAGAAGAGAGAACUAACUGGAGAAAUUGGGGGAUACCAAAAGUGGGGUGAUGAAGAGUGGCCACCUGAAUGGAUAAUACAGAUAUAUGGUCCAGCUGUCUGGGCACAAGAUGGGAGUUGGAGAUAAUGAACCCCAAUUUAUAUGUUGAAUUGCAUCAUAAGUCUACAAGCAGUUGUAGAAAUCAUACCUAAUGAAACAGCAGGGGGUCGUGGAAUGAAUAGCCAAACAGCAAAAGCAAACCAGAGAUGCAGUGCAUCAAAAUUGGUUAGCACUAGACUAUUUGUUAGCAGAAGAGGGAGGGGUUUAACACAUCUGAUUGCUGUCUACAAAUUGAUGAUAUUGGGGAUGCAGCUGGAUAUAGCCAGAAACAUCUGGAAAAUAGCCCAUGUGCCAGUACAAAUAUGGGAAUCUAUAAUGAAUACGGAAUGGUUGGAAGAUUUUUUUUGGAAUAUCCUGGUGGAAGAGGGCCGGAUUUGUAUUGCUAUGCGGAAUAACAGGCCUAAUCUUUUUCCAUGUUUGAUCUAAUGCUUUAUUCAAUUAAUCACUUAUGUAGUCCAAAACAUGCAUAUAAUGACAGUAUCCACCAAUCCAAAGUCGGGAACCACAGGACGAAAGCAGAAAAUUAUGGUAUUGAGAAAAGAAAAAGAUGAUGAAAACAAGGCAUUUAAGACCUAUGAAAAGUAUCAGUAUGCCAAAAGUGUAGAAGUACAAAAGUUGUAACUCAAGCCAAAUACAGUAAGAAAAACAAAGAGGAGGGAUUGUGAAUUCUGUUUUUCAGGGAAUUCUGUUUUUUACUGAAAUCUGGUUCAGUAAAUGCUGUUUUUCAAACCAAUCAUCUCCACAUCUGCCAGCUCACUGCCACUUUUGAUGGCCAGAAUAAUUUGCCUACUCCCUUCUCUGAAGGCCUUUAUGCUGUGGGACAGACUGUAGUGUUACAUAUACAUCUUCCAUUCCAAUGACGUAUAGGAGCCACAAAACUACCAGUCCUCUUCCAAAAGACACAGAUACAGACUGAAUGAAUAGUCUUUCUGGUUUAUUCUAGCACUUUGCUAGAAGAACAAGAAACAAGAAAAAUGUCCCUUGCUUUUAAAUCUGUUUUCUCUACUUUUGGAGUGGAGAUGCUACGACCUCCUUUGAGAUGGAAGUUGUAGGUAACCAAGAGCUAUAUCUCAUCACUAGUACCAUUAAUAUUUAAUUUGACACACUGCUCAUCCACUGACUCUUUGAAUCUGCAUCACUGCUGGUCAGAGUUUAAAUACUGACUCUAGCCUGAAUCCCAGGACCUUCACCUGUCUACUGUAAAGCAUGGCUGCUGUGUAGGAAAGCAGAUUUCUGGGAGCUGUCUUUAUGUCCUGGUAGUCCAAAGGCACACAAUGAAUUUUCUCCACUUGUCCAAAAGGUGAUCAUAAAUCCCCUGCUUAGGCCUUUUGGAUACUGCCAUCCCUUCAGUGAUCUGGAGGAUUAAGGCCCUACAGCCUGGCUCUGGUUUCGAGUGGAAAGCAGUUUCUGUCUGGUGGGAUCAGAGGAGCAGUAGCCUGGUGGUCUUAGCGCUGCAAGGAUAACUGUAAGCCAAGGUUUGAGGAAGAGGGGAUGUCCCAGGGCCCGUGCCUCUCCCUUCGGAGUUACGGCCUCAGCGGCAUCAAGCAAGCGGUGAGGGGGAAGUGGCGCGGUGCCGGCCACCGCCCCCCCGCUGCGUGAGGAAAUGGCUCUCACGUGAGGGAGGCGGCAGCGCCCGACUCACCCUGCCCGCUGCCCUGGGAGGAGGCGCCAGCGGGUCUGGGGCCGUCUGCAGCAUGCCGACGAGCUUCACGGUGGUACCGGUGGAGGCGCAGGGCGAGGAGCGGCAGCGGGAUGGGCAGCAGCGAGAGGAGGAAGAUGAAGGCGACGAGAGAGACCGGGGAACUGGAGAUGGGAUUGCCAGGGAAAGUAGUCCAUUUAUUAACUGUGCAGAAUUGGGCAGAAGAAGCAUGUAUGAAGGAAAGAAUAUGGCUCUCUUUGAGGAAGAAAUGGAUAGUAACCCCAUGGUGUCAUCUCUUCUGAAUAAACUAGCAAACUACACUAAUCUGACUCAAGGAGUGGUGGAACAUGAAGCAGAUGAAGACAGCAAACGAAAGGAAGUGAAGGGUCCACAAAUGGGCACCUUUAUUGGCGUAUAUCUUCCCUGUUUGCAAAACAUCUUGGGAGUUAUCCUUUUUCUGCGUUUAACAUGGAUUGUAGGAACAGCUGGAGUUCUUGAGUCUUUCAUCAUUGUGUUCAUGUGUUGUGCUUGUACUAUGCUAACUGCAAUUUCAAUGAGUGCUAUAGCAACAAAUGGCGUAGUUCCAGCUGGAGGCUCUUACUACAUGAUUUCAAGAUCUUUAGGGCCAGAGUUUGGUGGAGCAGUGGGACUUUGUUUCUACUUGGGUACAACUUUUGCAGGAGCAAUGUACAUUCUUGGUACCAUUGAAAUUUUAUUGACCUAUAUUUCUCCAAGUGCUGCUAUAUUUAAAGUGGCAGAUGCUGGUGAAGAAACAGAGGCUAUGCUGAACAACAUGAGAGUCUAUGGAACGUGUAUUGUCAUUCUGAUGGCCAUAGUAGUUUUUGUGGGAGUAAAGUAUGUCAACAAGCUUGCACUGGUCUUCCUUGCAUGUGUGAUUCUUUCCAUCAUUGCCAUAUAUGCUGGAGUUAUUAAGACUGCUUUUGAUCCACCUGACUUUCCUAUCUGUCUCCUUGGAAACCGUACAUUGUCAAAACGCAGCUUUGAUGUCUGUGCCAAGUUUACUGAAAGCAAUAAUGAAACAAAGACUACCCCUUUGUGGCUGCUAUUCUGUGAUAGUUCUUUGCUUAAUGCUACAUGUGAUGAAUACUUUAGUCUCAAUAAUGUAACAGAAAUUCAAGGAAUUCCAGGAAUAACGAGUGGAGUUCUAACUGAUAAUCUCUGGAGUGCCUAUUCAGAAAAAGGAUCAAUAGUUGAGAAAAAAGAUCAGCCAUCAAUUGCUGGAUCAGAAGAAUCAAAAAUGGGUGGACUUCCUUAUGUUUUUACAGACAUCAUGACCUACUUCACAAUGCUUGUAGGGAUUUAUUUCCCAUCUGUGACAGGUAUUAUGGCAGGUUCAAAUAGAUCUGGAGAUCUAAAGGAUGCUCAGAAAUCUAUUCCUACUGGAACAAUUUUGGCUAUUUCAACUACAUCUUUUAUUUAUCUCUCCUGUAUAGUGUUGUUUGGCGCCUGUAUAGAAGGUGUAAUAUUAAGAGAUAAGUUUGGAGAAGCAGUUAAUGGAAAUCUGGUGGUUGGUACACUAGCCUGGCCUUCUCCAUGGGUUAUUGUGAUUGGUUCAUUCUUUUCAACAUGUGGUGCUGGUCUCCAGAGUCUCACUGGUGCACCCCGGCUAUUGCAGGCCAUUGCAAGAGAUGGCAUUGUACCGUUUAUUCAAAUAUUUGGUCAUGGAAAAGCAAAUGGAGAACCAACUUGGGCUCUGCUUCUCACUGUUGGUAUUUGUGAAAUAGGAAUUUUGAUAGCCUCAUUGGACAGUGUAGCACCGAUUCUUUCAAUGUUUUUCCUUAUGUGCUAUAUGUUUGUAAAUCUGGCUUGUGCAGUUCAGACGCUUUUGCGAACUCCCAACUGGAGACCUCGUUUCAAGUAUUACCACUGGACUCUUUCAUUCGUGGGGAUGAGUUUAUGUCUUGCCUUGAUGUUCAUUUGCUCUUGGUACUAUGCUUUGAUUGCCAUGCUAAUCGCAGGAUGUAUAUACAAAUACAUAGAAUAUAGAGGAGCGGAAAAAGAAUGGGGCGAUGGAAUCCGAGGACUGUCUCUGAAUGCAGCUCGCUAUGCUUUGCUUCGUGUUGAAGAUGGUCCUCCUCACACCAAGAACUGGAGACCGCAACUUUUGGUCUUGUUAAACUUGGAUAAUGAGCAGUUAGUCAAACACCCUAGAUUGCUUUCUUUUACCUCUCAGUUGAAGGCUGGUAAAGGACUGACUAUUGUGGGUUCUGUGCUUCAGGGAAUCUACUUAGACAAAUGUACAGAAACUCACAAAGCUGAAGAGAAUGUAAAGGCCUUAAUGGGUGUAGAAAAGACUAAAGGAUUUUGCCAGAUUGUGGUAUCUCCUAACUUCAGAGAUGGAAUAUCCUAUUUGAUUCAGUCAGCUGGUCUAGGAGGGAUGAAGCACAACACGGUCCUGAUGGCAUGGCCACAGUCGUGGAAGCAGGCAGAAAAUCGUUUCUCAUGGAAAAAUUUUGUUGAUACUGUACGAGAAACAACUUCAGCUCAACAAGCACUUUUGGUAGCUAAAAACAUUGACUUAUUUCCAACAAAUCAAGAACGUUUUACUGAAGGAAAUAUAGAUGUGUGGUGGAUUGUUCAUGAUGGUGGUAUGCUGAUGUUGCUGCCUUUCCUCCUUCGGCAGCACAAGGUUUGGAGAAAAUGUAAAAUGCGUAUCUUCACCGUUGCUCAAAUGGAUGAUAAUAGCAUUCAAAUGAAGAAGGAUCUUCAGAUGUUCUUAUACCACCUUAGACUAAAUGCUCAAGUGGAAGUUGUUGAAAUGUUUGAAAAUGAUAUUUCUGCGUUCACAUAUGAGAAGACACUUAUGAUGGAACAGCGAUCUCAGAUGCUAAAACAGAUGCAGCUAUCAAAGAAUGAAAGAGAAAGGGAGGCUCAGCUGAUCCAUGAUAAAAACACUGCCUCACGCUCUGCUCCAGCAGUUGAAGCAAGUGUGGCUGCUGCUGUACCAGAGAAAGUGCAAAUGACCUGGACUAAAGAAAAGUUUGUAGCGGAAAAGCAUAAAAACAAGGAUUCCAAUGUGUCUGGCUUUAAAGAUAUUUUCAACAUGAAGCCAGAAUGGGAAAAUCUGAAUCAGUCAAAUGUGAGAAGAAUGCACACUGCUGUGAAGCUUAAUGGAGUAGUGCUUAAUAAAUCACAGCAUGCUCAGCUGGUCCUCCUGAAUAUGCCUGGACCUCCUAAAAACAGAAAAGGGGAUGAAAACUACAUGGAAUUUCUGGAAGUUCUGACAGAAGGUCUAGAUAGAGUUCUCCUAGUCCGAGGCAGUGGACGUGAAGUGAUCACCAUUUAUUCUUAAUCUGUUUGCAUGUGUUUUUCAAACACAACAGACCCCCCAUCAUAAGAAAACAAAGUUUUUUGCCAUAAUUUGAGCAGCUUCGUUGUCUUCUAGUGCAUUGAAAAUUAGCUUCAAGCUGAAUCUUCUGAUGAUGAGGUUUUUUUCCCCUAGGAAGAUGUUCUAUUUAAAUAACAUUUUAAGCAGGUUUAUGUAGAAGAUUAAUAAAUGGUGAAUUAAUAAAUGGUGAAUGGCUUAGGAUAUUUAUAUGUAGCAUGUUCUGACACUUCUUAAGCUGUGGUAAAACGAAAAAAAUUGGUAAUGCAAUUGUGUUUUUAAAGAUAUAGAAAUGUCAGCGACUUCUGAUUAUUUUAAUCUUUGCUCUGCAUCUAAAUAAAAGGGAAGGGUUUUAGAAAAGGUUGUCUUUUUUUCUUACCAAAAUGCUGCUAUGUUGCUUCUUUUGGAAUUAGUUGUGGUUCAGGAACCUUCCUUCAGAGAUGUAUACAGCCAGUCAAAUUUGUUUAUGAAGGGCAUUAAGUGUUUCCCAGAAGUUUGUUAUUUGCCAUACGUGUUAAAAAUAACAUUUCUGUAUUUAAAAUACUUAGAUAGCUGAAACCUCCAGAUGAUAAACAGAUAAGCUGUGUGAGUUCUUUUCUAUGAGGUACUGGCAGUUACCAUUAUUUUGCAUGAUUAUAGCAAUAGUGAAACAUGAGAGCAUCCAACUUGCAGGAAGGCUAUUGUUCACAAACUCCACCUGGUUCCAAAUAUAAUUCAACAGUUGAUAAACCACAACAAGAUGGUUAAUGAAAUGCAGUCUCUUGUUUUCAAAUAUUUAUAUUUUGAAAAUGUUGUAUGUAUGUGCUGCUGUUUGAAAUAAAAUCUGCUUUUCUGAA
Messenger RNA from Zonotrichia albicollis (white-throated sparrow), 7642 nucleotides. RefSeq names its product solute carrier family 12 member 7 (gene SLC12A7). NCBI's taxonomy places the organism in Eukaryota, Metazoa, Chordata, Aves, Passeriformes, Passerellidae. The record is from RefSeq and is a predicted model, not a curated record. Gene Ontology annotation, molecular function: potassium:chloride symporter activity. Gene Ontology annotation, cellular component: plasma membrane. Gene Ontology annotation, biological process: potassium ion homeostasis; chemical synaptic transmission; cell volume homeostasis.